Pyricularia grisea is the source of this 1605-nucleotide messenger RNA. RefSeq lists its product as uncharacterized. The record is from RefSeq and is a predicted model, not a curated record. Lineage: Eukaryota; Fungi; Ascomycota; Sordariomycetes; Magnaporthales; Pyriculariaceae. The transcript has 2 exons. The coding region runs from base 740 to 1459 and encodes 239 amino acids.
GUCCUCUCGUACUGAACCAAUAAAUUCACUUUGUUUCGAAACCAAACUACACCCAACGACCAUAAGCCAUCGCCAGCCAGUCCAGACUUAUUGUACGAGCAAAAGCUGCCCUUCUCAAUCCACAAACCCCUGGAUGCCAUGUUCUGACUGGGGUCGACGGCCAUGGUGGCUGGCGCCUAGAGGCUGUAGUGGCCCCGUUCUAUCCGAUUUGGGACUCACGUUUGCCUGCUUACUACUAUUGUCAGCCUGGUCGAUCGUACAUUCCUUCCCCCCCUUUUCUUCUGCUUGUACAGUUGUACAGUACCUACCUAGGUACCUAGCUACCUACCUAGCCACCGGCCGCUCAAGCGACGGGUCCUCGGGUGUGAAUAAUCCCCUUUUAUCAAACAAGCAAACAAUCCCACUGCCUUUGUCCCACAUCUAAGCGGAGGCCUAAAUUUACUUCCUCCCUCCUUCAAAAGAACCCUGCCCAGUAAUCCAAGGAGUGACCUUGGUUUUGGCGAUAUAAAUCGUCAAAGAUCGCCAUCUCACCUCCCACCGACUUAUGCAGCCAGCAUUACCCCUGAAGCUUCUUUUAUACCCAACACCAGGUACAAAAACCAAGGAAAGCAACUGUUCAUAGUUACCUACCUAUUUACAACCUGCUAGCCAUCUCACUUUUUUUUCACCUUAGCUCUCGGUUUCUUGAUCUUUAAUUUUUUCUCUUUUUGGUUACUCAUCUUACACCAAAUUAUACACAAUGCGUGCACCUACAGCAUUUGUUGCCAUCGGCCUCCUGGCCAGCGCCGCCGUCGCCGCGCCCUCCGGGAGCAUAUACGCCCGCGAUGAGGCAAAGGUUGAGCGCAUCGCCGCGGUCCCUGCCCUCUUGGAAAUUGCCCCCGACUCCAAGUCUUGCGCUCCCGAGCUCACCGGCUGUGCGACCGCCGAACAGGUCGCCCCCCUGCUCGCCGAGGCCCUGAGGGAUUACAACUUCCACGAGAGCCCUUGGGAGAUGGCGGCCAUCAUCUCGUUGACGGUUCACGAGAGUGCCCAGUUCAAGUACAGAGCUCCGGCCAAUGCCCAGCACGCCGAGGAGUUUCCUCUCAAGGGUACCUCCAACAUGCAAAGCGCAGAUUUUAAUUUCCAAUUCGCCAAGUCGCUGCCCGCCAUCGCCAAGGAUGUCAAUGACAUCGUCAAGGACGCCGCCAACGCCAGCAGCCUCAACAAGGAUCAGAUGAAGAGUCUGCUCAAGGUCCUACAGAGGGACGAGACCAACUUCGCCUCAGGCUCUUGGUUCCUUCGCAACAAGUGCUCCGAGGCAGACCGCAACGGCAUCAAGACCGGCACCCGCAAGGGCUGGGUCGACUACAUCAGCAACUGCGUUGGUGUCAAGGAGAACACCCAAGACCCUGAGUGGAAGAAGCGCGAGGAUUACUGGGUCAAGACUGUCAAGGCUAUGAAGCUGACCGUUAAGACUUGAAAAAGGCUUCUUUUGGUGUUUUGGAUUUUUUAUACUUUAGCAUAGGUUCUCACAUGGUCUCUGUGAGACUUCAUAGGCGUUGAGCGAUGUGCUUCUCCAUCUUUUUUUUUUUUUUUUGUUUUGUUUUGUUUUGGGCUGUUUAUUUU